UUGCGUUCUAUCACGCAGACCGACCUCCAUCAUGCCGCUUGGAGCGCUGCCACGACGCCGGCGCAAGCGCACGCUGCCCCACCGCGUGCAAUUCACAACUGCCACGACGUUCCUGUUUGAUGUGGCGUAUGGCGGAUCUGCCGUCCCAAAUGAAAGCGGACCGCCCAUUGGCCUUGCACGACGUCACAGUGACUCGACCGACACGGAUCUCUCGCAAUACCUGGACGCAACUUCCCCACGUGGCACGGUUCGCAAGUUUGACCACGUUGAGCGCAUUGCGUUGCUCAAGGCAGCGGCGUAUCCCGUCAAGGAAAUCACGGACUUUUGCUUUGACGCGAUCGACGUUCGAAAGUCCAGACACGAUACCAUCGAAGAGUACAAGCGGAAACGACACCAACGAGAUUCGGAUUCGAGAAGAGUACGUCCGUGCCUCGAUGGAGGUUGUUCAAGCGACGACGACGACCCCCUUGAUGACGAGUCGUGACGCCCGAGUCGUCUGGACCAUAAUGUAACUAACUUACCCUUCCUCACCACAC
Molecule: messenger RNA, 536 nt
Organism: Aphanomyces invadans
Lineage: Eukaryota; Oomycota; Saprolegniomycetes; Saprolegniales; Verrucalvaceae
Exons: 1
Coding region: 32-484 (150 amino acids)
Source: RefSeq, a predicted model, not a curated record